CUUCCUCGGCCCUCAAUACGAAAGACCUGUAGUACCAAAGCUGCCUUAGCGUCGCGUGCAAAGACGAACUGGCCAAUGCGCUCCUUCUCCUCGGGCUGGAUCGAUCGCACCGCGAGCAGCCAUUCGGCUCGGCUCGGCAGCCAAGCGCCACAGGAAAAGGCCCAGCGCACGCCCUCCAUUGCUGGCACCAAGCAGAAUCGCUUAGCGGGGAAAACCAUACACUGAAAACCUCACCGCCACCUCGGGCUUGAUGGCGCGGACGCUAAAAGUGCCCCACCCACUUCCUCCCGGCGCUCGGGCGGAGGGGGCGGAGCGUCGCGCUACGUCAACUGCACGUUGCUCACCGAGAGCCCUCACUUCCACGCCACCUACUCUGCCACCUCCUCCCCCGGGAGCGGAAGUGGAGACCCUCCUCUGCGCUUUGCGGCAACGCGUGACCGUCACGUGGGGCGGGGCUUCGGAGGCGAGCGAAGGGAGGGACAAAGGCCAAGAGCGUAUAGAACGCCACUCACACUUGGAGAGGAGAUAACGGGACAGAGGUGCAAGCCAAUCGCAAUCAGGCCUGUGGAGGCAGAGACUGGGGUGGAGACUUCGGAGACUGCAGUUCCAGGUCUCCAGCCUGCCAGCUUUCAGACUAGAACUUAUACCAUCAGCUGUCCUGGUUCUCAGGCCUUUGGAUUCAGACUGAAACUACAUCGUUGGUUGUUCUGAGUCUUUGACUUGCCAGCCACGUAUCUUGGGACCUCCAUAAUUUUUUCUAAGAACAGAUGGAAGUGGCUAUGGAUAAUUCAUAUGAUUUAAAUCAACAAGGCUCAUGUAAUGGAAUUCCAUCUGAGAAGAAAAACAACUUCCUCGUGUCAGAAGAUCAUGGACAGAAAAUCUUAAGUAUACUACAGAAUUUUCGAGAACAAAAUGUCUUUUAUGAUUUCAAAAUAAUCGUGAAAGAUGAAAUAAUCCCAUGUCAUCGUUGUGUGUUAGCAGCAUGCAGUGACUUUUUCAGGGCUAUGUUUGAAGUAAACAUGAAAGAAAGAGAUGGUGGAAGUGUUACCAUUACUAAUUUGUCCUCCAAAGCAGUAAAAGCAUUUCUUGAUUAUGCCUAUACUGGAAAAACAAAGAUAACAGAUGAUAAUGUGGAAAUGUUCUUCCAGUUGUCAUCAUUUCUUCAAGUUUCCUUCUUGUCCAAAGCUUGCAGUGACUUUUUAAUAAAAAGUAUUAAUCUUGUGAAUUGUUUACAGUUAUUAUCUAUAUCAGAUAGCUAUGGUUCUGCCCGUUUGUUUGAUCAUGCUUUAUACUUUGUACAACAUCACUUUUCUUUAUUAUUUAAAUCCAGUGAUUUCUUAGAGAUGAAUUUUGGAGUACUGCAAAAAUGUCUGGAAUCAGAUGAAUUAAAUGUUCCUGAAGAAGAAACUGUACUGAAAGUUGUCCUUAGUUGGACUAAACAUAACUUAGAAUCAAGGCAAAAGCAUCUGCCUUAUUUGAUUAAAAAAGUAAGAUUAUAUCAGUUAUCUGAGGAGACACUUCAAGAUUGUUUACUCAAUGAAGAGUGUUUACUCAAAAGCACAAACUGUUUUGACAUAAUCAUAGAUGCAAUUAAGUGUGUGCAAGGUUCUGGUGGACUUUUCCCUGAUGCUCGACCAUCCACAACUGAAAAAUACAUAUUUGUUCACAAAACUGAGGAAAAUGGAGAAGAUCAAUAUACAUUUUGCUAUAAUAUUAAAAGUGAUUCAUGGAAGAUACUGCCACAAUCACACCUGAUUGAUUUGCCAGGAUCUAGUCUGUCUAGUUAUGGGGAGAAAAUAUUCUUGACAGGCGGUUGCAAAGGGCCGUGUUGUAGAACAGUUCGGCUUCAUAUUGCAGAGUCAUAUCAUGAUGCCACUGAUCAAACCUGGUGCUACUGUCCGGUCAAAAAUGAUUUUUUCCUGGUAUCAACUAUGAAAACACCAAGAACCAUGCAUACAUCAGUUAUGGCUCUCAACAGAUUAUUUGUCAUAGGUGGAAAGACUAGAGGAUCCCAGGACAUUAGAAGUCUCUUAGAUGUUGAAUCUUACAACCCUCUUUCCAAAGAAUGGAUAUCUGUUAGCCCAUUACCCAGGGGCAUAUACUAUCCUGAAGCAAGUGCAUGCCAAAAUGUAAUUUAUGUUCUUGGAUCAGAGGUAGAGAUUACAGAUGCUUUUAACCCAUCACUUGAUUGCUUUUUUAAAUACAAUGCUACAACUGAUCAGUGGUCUGAACUAGUAGCAGAGUUUGGGCAGUUUUUUCAUGCAACACUAAUUAAAGCUGUCCCAGUAAACUGCACACUGUAUAUAUGUGACCUUUCCACUUAUAAGGUUUAUAGUUUUUGUCCAGAUACUUGUGUUUGGAAGGGUGAAGGGUCUUUUGAAUGUGCAGGCUUCAACGCAGGUGCAGUUGGAAUUGAAGAUAAAAUUUAUAUAUUAGGUGGUGAUUAUGCACCAGAUGAAAUCACAGAUGAAGUGCAGGUCUACCACAGCAGCAGGUCUGAGUGGGAAGAAGUUUCACCAAUGCCAAGAGCCUUAACUGAAUUUUACUGCCAGGUGAUUCAGUUUAAUAAAUACAGGGACCCAUGGUUUUCUAAUCAUUUCUAA
Molecule: messenger RNA, 2603 nt
Organism: Lagenorhynchus albirostris (white-beaked dolphin)
Lineage: Eukaryota; Metazoa; Chordata; Mammalia; Artiodactyla; Delphinidae
Gene: KBTBD3
Product: kelch repeat and BTB domain containing 3
Exons: 4
Coding region: 768-2603 (611 amino acids)
Molecular function (GO): protein binding
Source: RefSeq, a predicted model, not a curated record